Messenger RNA from Psammomys obesus (fat sand rat), 4351 nucleotides. It is a transcript of the gene Nedd9, whose product is annotated as neural precursor cell expressed, developmentally down-regulated 9. The transcript has 7 exons. Gene Ontology annotation, cellular component: plasma membrane; cytoplasm. Bases 108 to 2609 code for a protein of 833 amino acids. Gene Ontology annotation, biological process: cell migration; cell surface receptor protein tyrosine kinase signaling pathway. The record is from RefSeq and is a predicted model, not a curated record. Gene Ontology annotation, molecular function: protein binding. NCBI's taxonomy places the organism in Eukaryota, Metazoa, Chordata, Mammalia, Rodentia, Muridae.
GGGGAGGCGAGCUUCUCUCUGGCGUCCAUCGCUCCAUGGAGGGGCGGACACUGCAGUGCCUCACUGUGUGACCAGCCAGGACCGGGGCUCCCCUGACCGCCGCCGAGAUGAAGUAUAAGAAUCUUAUGGCCAGGGCCUUAUAUGACAAUGUUCCUGAAUGUGCUGAGGAGCUGGCCUUUCGCAAGGGAGACAUCUUGACUGUCAUAGAGCAGAACACAGGAGGACUAGAGGGAUGGUGGCUGUGUUCCCUACAUGGUCGCCAGGGCAUCGUCCCAGGCAACCGGGUGAAACUUCUGAUUGGUCCAGUGCAAGAGACCUCCAGCCAUGAACAACCCACUCCUGGUCCCAUGCAUCAGACCUUUGGCCAACAGAAACUCUAUCAAGUGCCAAAUUCGCAGGCAGCAUCUCGUGAUACCAUCUACCAGGUGCCACCCUCCUACCAGAAUCAGGGAAUUUACCAAGUACCCACCGGCCAUGGUACCCCAGAACAAGAUGUCUAUCAAGUGCCACCAUCAGUUCAGAGAAACGUUGGAGUCACUAAUGGACCCCAUCUAGGCCAAAAGGUGAUCACCCCAGUGAGGACAGGCCACGGCUACGUGUACGAGUACCCAUCCCGACACCAAAAGGAUGUCUACGAUGUUCCUCCUUCCCACACCACUCAAGGGGUUUAUGACAUCCCUCCUUCAUCAGUGAAAGGCCCUGUGUUUUCAGUUCCAGUGGGAGAGAUCAAACCUCAAGGGGUGUAUGACAUUCCCCCUACCCAAGGGGUCUAUUCCAUUCCACCGUCGGCUUGCCGAGAUGAGGCAGGGCUUAGGGAAAAGGAAUAUGAUUUCCCUCCUCCUAUGAAGCAGGAUGGAAGGCCAGACACCAGACCUGAAGGGGUAUAUGACAUCCCUCCAACCAGCACCAAGACGGCAGGGAAGGACCUUCACAUCAAGUUCACCUGCGAUGCUCCAGGAGCUGCAGAACCGAUGACACGAAGACACCAGAGCCUUUCCCUGCCCCACCCACCCUCCCAGCUAGGACAGUCUGAGGGCACUCAGAGUGACGCGUAUGAUGUGCCCCGGGGAGUGCAGUUCCUGGAGGCACCGACAGAAACCAGUGAAAAGGCGAAUCUGGAGGAAAGAGAUGGUGUUUAUGAUAUCCCUUUACACAACCCAACAGAUGCCAAAGGAGCUCGGGACGUGGUAGACGGGAUCAACCGACUGUCUUUCUCCAGCACUGGCAGUACCAGGAGUAACAUGUCCACAUCUUCCACCUCCUCAAAGGAGUCCUCCUUGUCAGCCUCCCCAUCUCAGGACAAAAGGCUCCUGCUGGACCCAGACACGGCCAUUGAGAAGCUCUAUCAGCUCCAGCAGACCCUGGAGAUGGGUGUCUGUGGUCUCAUGUCACUGGCCACCACAGACUGGCGGUGUUACGGAUACAUGGAAAGACACAUCAACGAGAUCCGCACAGCAGUGGACAAGGUGGAGCUGUUUUUGCGGGAAUACCUCCAUUUUGCCAAGGGAGCUUUAGCCAAUGCCUCCUGCCUCCCAGAACUCGUCCUCCACAACAAAAUGAAGCGCGAACUCCAAAGGGUAGAGGAUUCCCACCAGAUUCUAAGCCAGACCAGCCACGAUUUGAAUGAAUGCAGCUGGUCCCUGAAUAUCCUAGCUAUCAAUAAGCCCCAAAAUAAGUGUGAUGAUCUGGACCGAUUUGUGAUGGUAGCCAAGACAGUGCCAGAUGAUGCCAAGCAACUGACCACUACCAUCAGCACCUUUGCAGAGACCCUCUUUAGAGCAGGUCCUGGCAGUUCCCAUCUGAAGAAUGGGCCUGACAGCAUCAUGAACUCAAUCGAGUAUACGCAUACGGGCUCCCCGAUACAGCCGCUGCGUCCUGGUGACUACAAGGCCCAGGUCCACAGUAAGCCAUUGCCUCCUGCUCUAGGCAAGGACCAGCCGCCAGACUGUAGUAGCAGUGAUGGUUCUGAGAGGAGCUGGAUGGAUGACUAUGAUUAUGUUCAUCUACAGGGCAAGGAGGAGUUUGAGAGACAGCAGAAGGAGCUCCUGGAGAAAGAGAAUAUCAUCAAGCAGAGCAAGGCACAGCUGGAACAUCAUCAGCUAAGUCAGUUCCAACUGUUGGAACAAGAAAUCACCAAGCCUGUGGAGAAUGACAUCUCCAAAUGGAAGCCCUCUCAAAGCCUCCCAACCACGAACAACAGUGUUGGCGCUCAGGAUAGGCAGUUGCUUUGCUUCUACUAUGACCAAUGUGAGACCCAUUUCAUAUCCCUCCUCAACGCCAUUGAUGCCCUCUUCAGCUGUGUCAGCUCAGCUCAGCCCCCACGGAUCUUUGUGGCACACAGCAAGUUUGUCAUUCUCAGUGCACACAAACUGGUAUUCAUUGGAGACACUCUGACAAGGCAGGUGGCUGCCCAGGACAUUCGAAAUAAAGUCAGGAACUCCAGCAACCAACUCUGCGAACAGCUCAAGACGAUAGUGAUGGCAACCAAGAUGGCCGCCCUCCACUACCCCAGCACUACUGCCUUACAGGAGAUGGUGCAUCAGGUAACAGACCUGUCCAGAAAUGCUCAGCUCUUCAAGCGUUCCCUGCUGGAGAUGGCCACCUUCUGAGAAGAAAAGGAGGUGGAAGGGACUGAGUGCAUAAUUGCUAAGGAAAACUGGAAAUACUAUCUGGUUUUUGUAAAUGUUAUCUAUUUUUGUAGAUGUUUUAUAUGACAAUGAAAUAUUUUAAUGUUUUGUGAGUUAGUUGAUUUUCAUCAAUUCAGGGAGCUGAAGUGGGAAAUCUUCUUUUUCCCCUGUGUGGUUCUUAUAUAAACAUUUAAGUCUCUAAAACCUAAGCUGUAAAGAAAUGUGUCCAUGUUGGUGUAUGUCUCUGCAGCCGUGUUUGUUUGCAGAUGUGUGUCUGAUACAUUCCAUUAAAAACAUGAAUUAAGAAGCACCUUAGUAAGCGCCUUCUAAUGCUGUGUUGUCUGGGUUUUGUGAAAAAUUAUACUGCUUUGUUGUAAUAUUGCUCUGCAUGUGUUAGUAGUGAUCUGGGCCCUGCACCCCCAAAUCUGGAACUCAUGAUGUAUUCCCCAAGUCUUCACCUUCCACAUAGCAAGUCAUGGCAUGGCUUAUUCUUGUUGGAAACUUCUUCCAAACUUGACUGUCCUUAACACAGUGGUAAACAGACCCCACUUCUGUUUGAAAAGGGAGAGAGUUUUGAAAAGUAUGCCUUAACCUAAGGUCCAGUGUUUCAGGUGAUAGAGAGGCGAGGGACAUGUGCUAAGAGGCCAUGUCUACAGCAGUGACUGUGACGCUUCAGCUCUGAAAGGAAACAGCAGCAAGGAGAGAACACAGCUUUCCCGGGGCUGAACUUGUGAGGGAUUCAGCCAUGAGCUUUUCCAAAGGAUAUUUUCAAAGUUGAAUUAAAAAAUAAUUUGCAACAAGAAUUCAUGAAGAUACAUCAAAAGUUUGAUUGUGGACAAAAAGAAGGGGUGUUUCCAACUGUCAGUGGUUCAAGAAAGUCCUCUGUGCCCUGAUUAUCUAAAGGAAAUGGCCAGCUCCCCAGUCACUGAGCUGUGGAGCCACCAGGCCCUGUCCUGCUCCCUCACUGCUUGGUGUAUCCUACACCCUUCUAAAAACUUACAUAUGCAGACAUCCUCACAACAGCGGCAGGGAUCUGAGCUUCACAUUUCCCUGUAGCCAUGGACCUUGUGCAUAAGCCGCACCACCAUGCGACAGCUACUCACGGUGUCGAUCCCAUGGUCUGUCCCUUCACACCUGCUGUGUGGAUACAGCAAUGACACAGGAGCCACCAGACUGAUCAUGGGCAGAUAAACUGCUUCCCUGUUCCUUCAUGACCAAGUCCAGAAGUAUGUUUCUUGUGGUCUGCAUCCGUGGAAAUAUUUCAUUGCAGCCUAUUUGCAAAUGUGUUUUUAUUCGUGGUGGAUGUCUUGACUGAGUUAAUGUUGUUUGUUUUAAACAACCAAAUUACAAAAGCAGGGAGGGGCUUAAGAACAUGUACUCUCAAUGCGACUCUUUUUUUUUUUUUAAUCAGUUGGAAGUUAUCAAAGAGAAGGUGCUUUUCAAAACAAACUACAACCAUAAUUCUCGAAGAUGAACAGUUGAGCUGUUGGAUGGCAGUUCUGUGUGUCAGGAUGGGGGUCCUGCAGCGUCAGUACCACUGGAAGAAGUCACGAAGGGUGUACUUGUCGAUCUUCCUAUACAGUGUGUAUCUGCUGGAUGAUGGCUGCUUUGUCCUAACCUGAGUGAUGACAUUCCACAUUGUCAAAACCAAACUGUUCACUUUGUAUUGCUCAUUGCCAUCUUGUAUAUACAAGCCAUUAAAUUUUUAGAUCUUUUUCUUCAUA